Molecule: messenger RNA, 2043 nt
Organism: Penicillium verrucosum
Lineage: Eukaryota; Fungi; Ascomycota; Eurotiomycetes; Eurotiales; Aspergillaceae
Product: J domain-containing protein
Exons: 7
Coding region: 1-2043 (680 amino acids)
Biological process (GO): post-translational protein targeting to endoplasmic reticulum membrane; SRP-dependent cotranslational protein targeting to membrane
Cellular component (GO): Sec62/Sec63 complex
Molecular function (GO): RNA binding; transmembrane protein transporter activity
Source: RefSeq, a predicted model, not a curated record
AUGUCGUCAGACUACACCUAUGAUGAGCAGGGUCAAUUCUUCCCCUUCUUCAUCCUCACUUUGACCGGCCUGGUCACUCUUCCUCUCACCUAUAACCUCCUACGACCUAGCAAAGAGCUUGAAAAUACCGCCCCCCGCAUCAAAUCCGAUUUCAAACCUAAACAUGCGGACCUCAUCGACGCGCAGAAGCGCAAGCGCCUGCGCAAAGAGCGCCGAAUCAAGCGCAUCAUCACGGUCAUCCUCGGAUAUGCCGUAAUGGCAUGGAUGGUUUAUUUGAUUGUCGUCACCGCCAGGACAGUGGUGAAGGCGUACGACCCUUAUGAUAUUUUGGGUGUCUCGAGGAGCGCAGACGAGAAGGCUAUCUCUAGACAUUACAAGCGCAUGUCUUUGAUCUACCACCCCGAUAAGAUUCGCCCCGACCCCGCCAAGAACGAGACUGUCGAGAUGCUCAACGAGCGCUUCGUGGAGCUGACCAAGGCUUAUAAAGCCCUCACUGACGAGGAGAGCUUUAGCAUCGGCAUUGCCCUUCCCAAGUUCAUUGUUAUGGAUGGCAAUGGGAAAUACGUUUUGAUGGUCUAUGGUGCCCUUUUGGGCGUCCUUCUACCUUAUAUCGUCGGUAAGUGGUGGUAUGGAUCUCAGCGCUACACAAAGGAGCGGGUUCUUGUUGCCAGCGCUGGAAAUAUUUUCCGUGAGUACAAAGACGAUAUUACCGAAGGUGGAAUUAUCAGCGCGUUGUCCUCCGGCGAAGAAUUCAAUGAUAUGCUCAAGGGUGCUCGGGCCGAGACUGGUCUGGCCAAGCUCGAGAAGCGGGUACUGGCAGAUGAUAACUCGUUCCUUACGGCCAAUGACCGCGAGGCGCUGAAGCAGUUGGAUAGCUCCUCUCGUCGGAAGGCUUUGGCUUUGUUAUGGGCUUAUCUUGGCCGAAUUGAUCUUGGUGAUGCCUCUUUGGAUGCUGAAAAAUAUGAAGCGGCUCCUGUCGCCCUUGCUCUCACUGAAGCCUUCACUGCUAUUUCACUCGCAUUUGGUAACCUUGGACCGAUCGUCGGUGGUUUCAAAACGUCUCAGAACCUCAUUCAGGCUGUGUCCCCGGGCUCAUCACCACUGCUGCAACUUCCCAACUUCACCGAUGCUAUUGUUAAGUCCAUACAGGGCGAAGAUUCUAAGGAGCACCUCACCGUUCAGAGGUAUAUGGAACUGCCAGAGGCUCGACGACGCAGCCUUACUGUCGGUGCUGGUCUUCUCUCUGACAAGCAAUACACCGACGCCGUCUCAGUUGCCAAGCAACUCCCCAUGCUUCAACCCGAGCGGAUCUUCUUCAAGGUCAUGGGAGAAAAGGUGAUCACGCCCAGCAGUCUGGUACAGCUGGUAGUCAAAGCCCGCUUCAUCCCGCCAGGCAGCACAUCCGUGCCGCCAGUGAGCCCGCUCGACCUGGAAGAUAUCGACCCCGACGAGGAUGACCUGGAAGCCCUGAUGGGUCGUAAGCCAGCCAAGAACCGCGCCGCGAAGAUGGAAGACGGCAAGAAGGUUGAGGCGAAGAUUGAAACCAUCCAGCCACCUCUGGCUCACGCACCGUACUUAGCACGCGAUCACUCCCCGCGCUGGAACAUCUUCCUCGCAGACGGCAAGCAGGGCAAGAUGGCCGUGCCGCCAUUUACCUUUACGACAUUCGACAAGCCGAUCUUCGACGAGGCCGGCAAGCCCACCUUCAACGUCCAGACUCUCAAGAUGCAGUUCCAGGCUCCCCCGCAGGCCGGCGACUUCACCUUCAUCCUCCACAUGAUUUGUGACAGCUACCUGGGACUUGACAACGCGGCUCAAAUUACCCUACACAUUGACGACCCUGCCAAGGCAGCCGCCGUGGAAGAGGAAGACGACAUCAGCGAGCCUGACGAGGACUCAAUCGCCGGCCAAAUGCAGGCGAUCAAGACAGGUCAAGCACCUAAGAAGAAGUCUAAGGACUCCGACGAUUCCAGCGAGAGUGAUACCGACGGCGAUGCAGGCGAUACCAGCGACACUGACACAGAGACGGAAGAUGAGGAUUGA